AUGGACCGGCUCUCGCUGGCGUGGAUCGCGCUCCUCUGGCUGCCGGCCCUGGCGGACGGCCUCCAGGUCACGGUGCCCGACAAGAAGAAGGUGGCCAUGCUCUUCCAGCCCACGCUGCUCCGCUGCCGCUUCUCCACGUCCUCCCACCAGCCUGCGGUCGUGCAGUGGAAGUUCAAGUCCUACUGCCAGGACCGUAUGGGGGAGUCCUUGGCUCUGUCCUCUCCCCGGGCCCAGUCUCUCAGCAAAAGGAACCUGGAAUGGGACCCCUACUUGGACUGCGUGGACAGCAGGCGGACCGUCCGAGUGGUUGCUUCCAAGCAGGGCUCCACCGUCACCCUGGGCGACUUCUACAGAGGCCGGGAGGUCACCAUCGUGCACGACGCAGAUCUGCAAAUCGGGAAGCUCAUGUGGGGCGACAGCGGGCUCUAUUACUGCAUCAUCACCACGCCCGACGACCUGGAGGGCAAGAAUGAGGACUCGGUGGAGCUGCUGGUGCUGGAGUGGGUGUUUGUGGGCCUGGUGAUCCUGGGAGCCCUCCUCUUCUUCGUCCUGGUGGGCAUCUGCUGGUGCCAGUGCUGCCCGCACAGCUGCUGCUGCUACGUCCGCUGUCCGUGCUGCCCCGACUCCUGCUGCUGCCCUCAGGCCCUGUAUGAAGCAGGGAAGGCGGCCAAGGCCGGGUACCCUCCCUCUGUCUCCCGUGUCCCCGGCCCCUACUCCAUCCCCCCUGCGCCCUUGGGAGGAGCCCCUUCGUCAGGCAUGCUGAUGGACAAGCCGCACCCGCCUCCCCUGGCUCCAAGUGACUCCUCUGGAGGACGCCGCAGUGUUCGCAAAGGCUACCGGAUCCAGACUGACAAGGAGCGCGACUCCAUGAAGGUGCUGUACUACGUCGAGAAGGAGCUGGCGCAGUUCGACCCCGCCAGGAGGCUGAGAGGCCGCUAUAACAACACCAUCUCAGAGCUCAGCUCCCUGCAUGAGGAGGACGGCAGCUUCCGCCAGGGCUACCACCAGAUGCGGGGCAAGCAGCUUUCCGUGUCCAGGGACCUGGAGAGCAAUGCAGACUACUGGCCGAGCGUCAUGGGGGGCCGCGGGCCCUCGGCCCUGGAGUAUGACCGGGAGGACCGGGACAGCUUCCGGCACAGCCAGCAGCGCUCCAAGUCUGAGAUGCUGUCGCGGAAGAGCUUCGCCACAGGCGUGCCUGCCGUGUCCAUGGACGAGCUGGCCGCCUUCGCCGAUUCCUAUGGCGCGCGGUCCCGCCGGGCGGACGGCAGCCUCGACGCCCGGCCCGGGAGCCGCUUCGAGCGUGCGGAGACGCGGGCGCGCGGGGGUCUCUUUGGCGACGGCCCGCCCGAGGACUACUCGCCUGACCGGUACUUCGGGACGCGGAGCCGCAGCCGCGAGGCCCCUGCCGACGCCGAGCGCGCCUGGACCCCCGAGGAGGCCCCGCUGCCGCGGCUGGUGAGCCGGCCGGCCCCCUGCGAGCACCCGGGCCGCGGGGGCAGCCUGGAGACGCCGUCCCGGCGCGGUGCCCCCUACUAUGCCUGGUCGCCGCCGGCCACCUACCGGGCGCAUGCGCCGCGGGACGACGACGAAGACGCCCCCGACGACGCGCUGCCGCCCUACAGUGAGCACGAGCUGAGCCGCGUGCCGUCCCACCGCGGCCGCGACCUGUCUGGCCACAGCACCUCGGAGAAGAGGCGGAAGAAGGAGCCCGCCAAAAAGCAGAACGACUUUCCGACCAGGAUGUCCCUUGUGGUCUGAUGUUUGUGUAAGACGUCUCUCUGGAUGACGAGAAACGAUAAGUGGAUGACAGGGACAAGACACACACCCAAGAGCCAGCAGGCGCGGGA
This is a messenger RNA of Pteronotus mesoamericanus, 1847 nucleotides long. RefSeq names its product immunoglobulin like domain containing receptor 2 (gene ILDR2). The coding region runs from base 1 to 1758 and encodes 585 amino acids. The transcript is spliced from 9 exons. The record is from RefSeq and is a predicted model, not a curated record. Gene Ontology annotation, cellular component: membrane. Lineage: Eukaryota; Metazoa; Chordata; Mammalia; Chiroptera; Mormoopidae. Gene Ontology annotation, biological process: pancreas development.